Molecule: messenger RNA, 436 nt
Organism: Chrysemys picta bellii (western painted turtle)
Lineage: Eukaryota; Metazoa; Chordata; Testudines; Emydidae
Product: cytochrome c oxidase assembly protein COX14
Biological process (GO): mitochondrial respiratory chain complex IV assembly
Cellular component (GO): mitochondrion
Source: RefSeq, a predicted model, not a curated record
AUGGUCUCCGCCAAGCAGCUAGCGGACUUCGGGUACAAGGCCUUCUCCGGCUCCAUGAUGCUUCUGACCGUCUACGGGGGCUAUCUCUGCAGCGCCAGAGUUUACCGUUACUUCCAGCGCCAAAAAGCCCUGAAGCAGCUUGAACAGAACCCGCUAAACCCGGGGGCCAUGGAAGACUGAAUGCUGCUCCCUGGCUGACCGCCUGCUGAGAGACAUUUAAUGAGCAGCGCGGAGGCUGUGUUGAGAUUACUUCUGCUGCAGUAAUCAGGUAGCAAGUGCAACCCUUCCAGAUCACAGAUGAGGGCUAGCUUAGAUCAUCCGGGGUUUUCCUCCCGCACACGACGGUGUCUUGUUUCUCUGCACUAGCGAGAGGUUACAAAGUAACUCUGUGUAAGCAUGUUUUGAUCAUGUGAUAAUUAAAUAUUUUACUUAUUUA